This is a messenger RNA of Hibiscus syriacus, 1428 nucleotides long. Its product is annotated as nuclear transcription factor Y subunit A-10-like. Gene Ontology annotation, biological process: regulation of transcription by RNA polymerase II. Lineage: Eukaryota; Viridiplantae; Streptophyta; Magnoliopsida; Malvales; Malvaceae. The record is from RefSeq and is a predicted model, not a curated record. Gene Ontology annotation, molecular function: DNA-binding transcription factor activity, RNA polymerase II-specific; RNA polymerase II cis-regulatory region sequence-specific DNA binding.
CCCCCCGCAGUUCAUCUCUAAUUCCUUGCCUUGAAAUUGCGCCGACAUGCUUACUAACAAAUGGGGUUUCUUUUUCUUUGUCUCUCUCCACAACUAAGAAACUACUCCACCACCUGCUUCUCUUUCAUUUUACUACUCCCACUCUUGUGAGGAACUACUUGAUACUUGGAAUUUAGUUGAUCAGUUUGAGAAAUUAGGAUGGCCAUGCAAACUCUGUAUCUUAAAGAACAUGAUGGAAAUGUGCAUGAUCCCAUGGGGCAGUUGGCACAGGUACCAUCACAGCCUUGGUGGACUGCCCUUAGAUCUCAGGCGUCCAUUUAUGCAGAAUCUUGUGGCCAAUUGAAGCCCUUGUUGAUGGAACAUCCUUCUAAUGGAGACCAACUCCCUUGUACUAAACAAGCUGAACAAGGAGCGAGCAAAGGGCAUCCUGCUCACUUCUCCAUAUUCCCCGGUGAUGGCAAAAGCUCAGGGGAUGCACAGAAACCUCAGGCCGUCCUGCAAUCGGCUACAUCUGAACAGCAUACUCGCUUUGAACUAGGAUUUGGACGGCCAAUGGUCUGUGCAAAAUACCCUUACAUGGAUCAAUGCUAUGAAAUUUUCUCAACCUAUGGACCUCCGGUUCCGGGGCGUGUUAUGCUGCCACUGAACUUGGCAUCAGAGAAUGGACCAAUCUAUGUAAAUGCUAAGCAGUACAAUGGAAUCAUGAGGCGUCGGCAAUCCCGUGCAAAGGCUGCUCUCGAGAAUAAACUCACUAAAGCUCGGAAGCCAUAUAUGCACUACUCUCGCCAUCUGCACGCAAUGCGUCGACCAAGGGGAUGCGGUGGCCGUUUCUUGAACACGAAAACUUCUAACGUAACGGAGAUAAAGACAGCCGGCGAAGGACAAAUUUUUCACCCUACAGGCUCACAAAACUCCGAGGUCCUGCAAUCCGACAGUGGAACCUUGAACUCAUCCAAGGAAGCCAUAGGAGGAGGCUGGACACUUUCGGGUUCAGAAGUGACCAGCAUGUAUUCAAGGGAAGAACUUGGGAACAAUUUCCCAAUCAAUCAUCUUGGACUGUCUUUCCACUCUUUCCCUGUGAUGAUGGACAACGGGCGUCGCUCGGUUAUGCCCGACAGGUGGGUUGCACCUACAGAUCACGUCUGCUGCAACCUGAAAGUUUGGUACCGAGGGAUUAGCUUCUCUCUGGAAGCAACCGGAUUGAACUGUGGUUGCAUUAGCUGUUAGGGUUUGUGCAACAGGUUUUGGUUGCUAGGCAAAUCAUUCUUGGCUUAUCUUUUACUUAAAGCUCUUCUUUACUAUGUCCUGGAAGCAGCACUGAUAUCUUGGAGUGGUGUGGAAGAUGCUAAGAACAUUAUUAUAUGUAGGAAAUGUUGGAUCAGACUAUAAAUAGAAGUGGUUUUUACUGAUCCAAUAUAAACUUUGAAA